Prunus armeniaca (apricot) is the source of this 4020-nucleotide messenger RNA. The record is from the annotation of a GenBank genome assembly. Lineage: Eukaryota; Viridiplantae; Streptophyta; Magnoliopsida; Rosales; Rosaceae.
AUGGAGUCAUCCCGAGAGGUAGAUAGACGUCGGUGCACCUUGAAGGAAUUGGAGGAGAAAACGUACCCUUUUCCUGACUCCGAUGUCGCAGGUAUGCUUGAGGAUUUGCUGGAAAAGAAGGUGAUCGAAUUGCCGGAAUGUAAGCGGCCCGAGGAGAUGAACCGGGUCAACGACCCUAAAUUUUGCAAAUACCACAGAAUUGUCAGCCAUCCAGUAGAAAAGUGCUUCGUGUUGAAGGAGCUAAUUAUGAACUUAGCUAGGCAAGGAAGGAUCGAGUUGGAUGUUGACGAAAUUGCGGAGGCGAACAUUGCCACAAUUGUGUUCGGAUCCUUUGAUCUGGUGCCGUUGCCUGUAUUGUCAAAAAGAUCGGAGUUUCAAUCUACAAGGGGCAUACACCAGAAGACUGGUCUAUGUACAAAAGAAGUGGUGGGCGAACCAAACAAUCAAUGUGGUGAUGGCUUUGUUGGUGACUCGUCUUUUGAUGACAAUGAAGGAUGGACGCUCGUUACUCGGCGAAAGUCUCGUACGAAGCGCAUUCCUCAACGACAAAAUGCUCAAUCAAAGAAGGAGCGGCGAAAGAGAGGCUCACACCAACAUUCUAAGAACAAAACCAGAAGGAUGGUGAGGAGAGACUCUGAACAAGAAGAUGGACCAUUCAUCCAAGGGCCACGAACUCCAGUUAUGCUAGGAGAAUACUUUCCCAAAGUGUUCUUCGUAAGAGGGCCAACGGAGACAGUCCAUAUGACAACUUGCUAUCAGGUAGAUGACAAAGAUGCCUCGGAAGGGAGAUAUGAAACUCAUGAAGAGCGAAAGGUCUCAACACAGGCAGAAAAUCCACCAGCGCAUUCAAAUAUUGAAGAAGCGGUGGAACUCCCUGAAGCCAUAUGUGUAGCAUUGGUAAAGGCAUUAAUGGAUCUCGAUAUCCAACCAAAUAAGAUAAGGAGGACCGGAGAAUUAGAGCCUGAGUCUCAAGACCAUGCUAUUUGCUGCGCGACGUGUGCUUCCAUCACAUUCACCGAUGAAGACCUCUUGUUAGGAUCUAAACCACAUAAUCGUCCGCAUUUCAUGUCAGGGUAUGUGCGAGAACAAAAACUUAGUCGCAUGCUUGUGGACGGGGGUUCAGCAGUGAACAUCAUGCCUAAAUCCACGAUGAUGAAGUUAGGCAUCACCAUGGACGAAUUGUCUCGCAGUCGUCUCAUGAUUCAAGGCUUCAAUCAAGGAGGACAAAGAGCUAUGGGCAUGAUCAGAAUUGAGCUCGUGAUAGGCGAUUUAAAGUCAAACACCCUAUUUCACGUGAUUGAUGUUAAGACCUCCUACAAUCUCCUAUUAGGAAGGCCAUGGGUGCAUGAAAAUGGGAUAGUGCCUUCAACCUUACAUCAAUGUUUCAAAUUUUACAGAGGAGGAGUAAAGAAAAUCUUGGGUGACGUCAAACCAUUUACUGAAGCCGAGUCUUACUUCGCGGACGCCAAAUUUUACAUGGAUGAAGACGUGGUAUCUGAAGUUAUUCCCGUGGAGGUUCACUCGACAGGAAAAGUCAUGCCAAGAAGAGAAGAGCAUUCAAAGUGCCCUCCCGCUGCAAAGAAUGUUUCGAAGAAGUCAAAAAGCACUUUGUCCGGACAAAUGGGAUCAUCACCGACAGAUUCACGGAAGGUGUCUACUCCCGUCCUCCGCUAUGUCUCAGCAUCCCGACGGAAGGAAGGACAAUCCCCAUUUGGAGAAGAAGUAAAGCCAAGGAAAUUAGGAGAAAGCGACAUGAAGUUCUUGAAGGAGUCGACAACCAUACCUUUACCCAAGUUGAAUAAUUCAGACGUUUCAAAAUCUUCGGUACCAGGGUUCGUCAAACCAUCACAAGAGGCAACAAGACACGAAUCUCUUCUGGUCACAAGAACAAAAGAAGGUUUUGACCCUAAUGCUUAUAAGCUCAUGUCAAAGGCAGGUUAUGACUUCGGCUUAUCUUCUUCGAUGGGAGAGCUUAAUCCAGAUGUCACAGGAGAAAGGAAGCAUGGCCUUAGCGAAACCCAAAAGAAGUUGAAGGAGCAAGGUUACACAAUUGACUCAGCUAGAGCAGGCCUAGGUUUUAUUUCUGUCGCACCUGUCAAGAUCUCUGCUAGAAGAAAAGAAAAGAAAGCAGAAGCUCAACAUAUUAGUGUCGAAGCGGUUGAGGAGGAAGAAGAACCAAAGGCUGUUAAGAGAGCCUCAGUGUUCGACCGUUUAGCCAAGCCUACCCAGCAAACCUCAGUUUUCAGCCGCAUCAAAGAAUCAACAUCACGAGCUUCUGUGAUCAAAAGGAUAACUGGGCAUGAUAGCCAAAUGGGAAUUCAAUCAGCCCCACACAGAUCGGCGCUAGAAAGACAUGGAGUUCCAAGCAAGUCGUCUGAAGAGGAAAAUCAGCAAGAAUUGAAAACUAGAGUUCAUGUCGAUUCAACGGAAGACAAUGAAAUUCGGAGCUUAAUCCCGUCACGUAUGAAACAUCACUCUACAUUAGACGUAACUUCAGGUGACCAACUCAAAGUGAAACAACGAACAAUCAUACAAACUCGGGAAAUUUUGAGUCAGCAAAACAAAAGUGACGAUGAAGAAGCGGAGGUUCUAGCUGUUCAUCACGUUACGAUCAAAGAGCUCGACGAAGAGGAACCUUUCGAGGAGGAGGUUCAUGAUGCUCCUACCGCAUUAGAAGAUAGAGGCCAAGCGACUGUUGAUGAACUAAAAGAACUCAAUCUGGGCACAAAUGAAGGCCCAAGACCUAUCUUCGUUAGUGCACUUUUGAAUCCUAGUGAAGAGGAGUCCUAUCAUCAACUUCUACUUGAGUAUAAAGAUGUCUUUGCUUGGACGUACAAGGAGAUGCCAGGCCUUGAUCCGAAGGUUGCUGUCCAUCACCUUGCAGUCAAACCUGGAACUCGCCCAAUCAAACAAACUCAACGUCGCUUCCGUCCGGAGCGCCUAAGUCAAAUCGAAGCCGAAGUUGACAAGUUGAUCGCCGCCGGAUUUAUUAGGGAGGUGAAAUACCCGACGUGGAUAGCGAACAUCGUUCCGGUGAAGAAGAAAAUCACUGGACAAAUUCGUAUUUGUGUUGACUUCCGAGACUUAAACGAGGCUUGCCCGAAGGAUGACUUUCCAUUGCCCAUAAUUGAGCUCAUGGUUGAUGCAACCACAGGUCAUGAAGCCUUAUCUUUCAUGGAUGGUUCAUCUGGAUACAAUCAAAUAAGAAUGUCACCAGAGGACGAAGAACUCACAGCCUUCCGCACUCCGAAAGGAAUUUACUGUUACAAAGUGAUGUCAUUUGGCCUCAAGAAUGCAGGUGCGACCUAUCAACGCGCAAUGCAAAAGAUCUUUGGUGACAUGCUUCAUAAGAAUGUCGAGUGCUACGUUGAUGACCUGGUGAUCAAGUCAAAAAGAAGAGAAGAUCACUUGAAAGACUUGAGAAUGGUGUUUAACAGAUUGCGGAAAUACCAACUCAAGAUGAACCCUUUGAAGUGUGCUUUCGGCGUCACGUCAGGAAGGUGUCAGCUGUUCAGUCGCCUUAUGAAAAAAGAUGUUCCAUUUGUUUGGGAUGAAGGUUGUCACAAUGCAUUUGAAAUCAUAAAGAAGUACCUAUCGAGUUCACCACUGUUAGGAUUUCCUAUUCCAGGCAAAUCACUCAUAUUGUACAUUGCGGCUCAAGAGAGGUCAAUUAGAGCCCUGUUGGCGCAAGAGAAUGAGUCACAUAAGGAGCAAACACUCUAUUAUCUAAGCCGAACUUUUACUGGUCCCAAAUUGAACUACACGCCUAUAGAAAAGACGUGUCUUACACUUGUCUUUGCUAUUCAAAAGUUAAGGCACUACAUGCAAGCGUUCACGGUUCAUCUAAUUGCACGAGCUGACCCGGUGAGGUACGUUAUGUCAAAACCAGUCUUGACGGGGCGUUUGGCCAAAUGGGCGUUACUUCUCAAUCAAUAUGAAAUCAUCUACACUCCAGCAAAGGCGGUAAAAGGGCAAGCUGUUGCAGAUUUCCUAGCCGAUCAUCCAAUUCCAGCAGACUAG